AUGUCGGCCGUUCAGACCCCACCCAACCGGCAAACGAGGUCAGUAGUAAGAGGCAAUGAUGAUGAGACUUCAGGGGAGAUCACAGGUGAUGGGACAGCCAGCAACGACAAUAACAAUGAUGGAGAUAAUCAAGUCGAUGCAACCCAGGUCCAGACCUCUUCACAGGCCAAGAACAACACGUCAGGGGGAUCACAGCCUCAACGCCCACAAAAGCCCAGGUCCAAACGGGGCAAGUACAUCUCUAAGGCUUGCAAUGAAUGUAAGAGACGUAAAAGCAAAUGCAAUGGACAGAAUCCAUGCGCGCGAUGUGUCCAGCAUUCCAUCAACUGCAUUUAUGCUCCCUUCACUUCGACAAACCAGUCAGAUUCAUCCACCGAGGUUAUUAAAUCACUAAGUCAGCAGGUAACUCAGCUCCAAGACAACCUUCAUGAGCUGCGAAAAGACCGCCAUACCAGCGUUGUAACAGCCGAAAGCCCUGGACAAGGGCCAGAGUCCGCGCCACAGGCCUCCUUGGGGCGACCCCUUUCUCUGUCAACAACCGCCCAGGAUGAUACAUCUGAUCUUACGAUACAUGCACAUACAGUACCUCCAACAAUCGCGCCAUCGUCGGCUAGUCAGUCACGCCAGCCCGCUGUCAACUACACCUUCAACCUGGAGCUCGCCAGACAGCAUCUCCGUGUCCAAGGCUCGAGAGCUGGGGACUCUGAGUCUUCUGACCCUGCCAAUAUAUCCGAACCACUACUUGAUGGACCCCUAAUAGCGCCCGACUCAUGGAAUUUCACCAAGUCAACCAUAGAUCCGCUGUGGUUCAUCGACAAGCAGGAAGCGCUACGGUUAUGUCACGUUUACGAAGAAGAAGUCGGAAACUCGUAUCCUUUCCUGACACUAUCAAGUCUGGUCGACAGCGCACAUAAGCUGUAUGACGCCAUGGAAGCUGGUUCUCGAUCUGGGUUCGCGUUUGCUUCACUUCCUGGACCACCACUUAUUACCGCUGACGAGAUUGACAUCUUACGACUUGCUCUUUCAUCGGCACUGACUAUUGAAACAAGUGGUUCAAGUGGACUUGGCAAUGCCUUAUUUGCCAAGGCACAAGAAAGGAUCUCAAGUAAGAUUUGGGAGUCUCCGUCGCUUGAGUCAAUACAACUCUUUACAUUGAUGGGAGGUCAACCUACCGCCAACCAUUCCUUUCUCUCCGGUGACGAUCUCCAAGCAUGGAGGCUGAUCGGAAUUCCUGCACGCUCCUGUCUUGAACUUGGGCUACAUCAAGCAGCCACGUAUACUACCAUGUUCAAAGAGCCAUUCGAAAGGAAACUGGCUGUUAGGAUCUUCUGGAGUGUGCAUACACUAGACAGGCGAUGGAGCUUUGGCGCUGGUCUUCCGUUUAUAAUCCAAAGCAAUGACAUCGAUUCAAACGUCCCGUGGCCAGAUGAUGAGGUCCCCUAUCUUCACGCCAUGGUUGCGUAUAAUCGGAUUGGCGCCAAAGUUUGGGCGACACUCUACAACGCGGGUAGCACAGUAUCCAACGUCCCCAGAGACGAGAUUGAGUUCCUCCAUUACAGCGUCGAACGUUGGUAUAAGGAGAUACCCGCGACACUUAAACUCCCUGAAGAUGGAGCGCCUGCUCUUGGUCGAGGUCACCAUCGCUUACAGAUCCUUCUGUAUUUGAGAGCUUGUCAGAUGAAGAUCCUUCUCCACCAGUCCGCGCUGCAUGCUGUUCCUCGACCCGCAAGGGAUACCUCGCAAGUCAAAAUGCUAGUCAGCAUCGCAAAGGACAUGAUUCAGAAGCUUCACCAUCUUAACCAAACUACCGAUAUCUACCAAACACAGCAAGUUUGCUUUAAUCACUUUCUGAUAUCUGCUCUUGGUGUUAUCUUCUUGGCCGUUGCUCUCGAGCCUGCUGUGUAUCGAGACAUCGUACGACAAGAGUUCAAUACAGCUCUCGAUCUGGUCCGGGGCUUCAGCAAGAGGUCAUAUGUCUCAAGGCGUCUGUGGAAGAUGAUACGCGGUUUACAACAAGCAGGCGUUCGGCUCGGCAUUUCCGCACCAAAUCAAGAGGGACGUAUCGCUCAAGCUACGCCCCAGCCCAAUCCUCGUCACACAGGCCGUAUGCCCAGUCCUUUAAUACUCGCUACCCCGAAUACGUCAAGGGCGUCACCUCAGGCCAGUGAGGCCUGGCUCAAUAACGGCAUCAUGCCUGAUAGAGCUGGUGGUUUUGGCACCCUCGACGGGAUGGAGAUGACUCUCAGCCUUGAUGAUUUUCUUACUGCUGCUGAGAAUGACCAUGGUCUAUGGGGCGCUUCGCUUAGUCCUGGGACAAGCGAUCCAUUGGUGCAAGGUACUUUGAACCCUAUAGACCUUGCAAAACUGGAUUUUAGCCAGAUGCUAGAUAACUUCCUGUGA
This is a messenger RNA of Fusarium fujikuroi IMI 58289, 2400 nucleotides long. RefSeq lists its product as uncharacterized. The record is from RefSeq and is a predicted model, not a curated record. Gene Ontology annotation, biological process: DNA-templated transcription; positive regulation of transcription from RNA polymerase II promoter by galactose. Lineage: Eukaryota; Fungi; Ascomycota; Sordariomycetes; Hypocreales; Nectriaceae. The transcript has 6 exons. Gene Ontology annotation, molecular function: DNA-binding transcription factor activity, RNA polymerase II-specific; RNA polymerase II cis-regulatory region sequence-specific DNA binding; zinc ion binding. The coding region runs from base 1 to 2400 and encodes 799 amino acids. Gene Ontology annotation, cellular component: nucleus.